AUGGAAGCUACAUCUUCCAAAAGACCAAGACAAACCAAAUCAUCCGCCCGCCGUCGGAAUCCUAGAUCUCCAUCACCUCCAUCUAGAUCUCCCUCACCUCCAUCUAGGUCCCCAACACCCCCAGCCGACCCGUCUCAUUUUGGUGUUGUAUGUCUUGGCCCAGUUCAACAGGGCAAACUUGAGUCAUUCCUUAAAAGAGGUCAUGCCAUCCAAAAAUUCGCGCAUGUUCCAACUUUGAAAGAGUUGCAUGUUUACAAUCAAGUCAAAACCCUGUUUCGCAACAUAGGGUGGCCCGGCUUGUUGAGGGUCCAUGAAUUGAGCUAUAAAGUCCCAACUGCUGAGUUUCUAUCCUCAGUUUUUUAG
Messenger RNA from Lactuca saligna, 363 nucleotides. NCBI's taxonomy places the organism in Eukaryota, Viridiplantae, Streptophyta, Magnoliopsida, Asterales, Asteraceae. The record is from the annotation of a GenBank genome assembly.